GAACGAAUACCCAAGAGAGCAGUUUUAGGAGUCUUAAUGUUUUUAGCAUGCAUGUUUUCAUAUGUCAUUCGUACAAAUUUAUCCAUUGUAAUUGUUGCGAUGGUAAAUGCAACAGCUAAAAAAGGCCGGAAAGGUCCAUUCUGUAGUGAUUUACUGUCUAAUUCAACAAAAACAGUUAUACCUGAUAUUGAUGAAAGAUAUACUUGGAGUCAACAAGUUCAAGGAGCGAUUUUAUCAUCAUAUUUUGUCGGUCCUUUGUUAUCAAGUGUUCCGUCAGGAAUGUUAGCUGAAAAAUUCGGAGGUGCUCGAGUUGCUGGAUACGCUACUUUGAUACCAGCAUUGUUGAAUCUUUUGAUGCCGGUAGCUGCUAAGUGGCAUUAUUCUGUGGUUAUUAUAUUACGUUUUUUGAUGGGUUUCUCUGGGGUAAGUGGACCAUUUGGAGCCUUCGUAACAUUUACUCUCUGCUCUUUGAUAAUAAGUUCCCUUGGUUGGCACGCAGCAUACUACAUAACCAGCGCUUUGAUGCUACUCUUCUGGCUGUUCUGGGUUUGGCUAGCCUACGACACACCGGACGUCCACCCAACAAUAACAGAUGAAGAAAAAACCUACAUCAAGGAGCAAAUAGGAUCAAGCGUAAGUAAGCAGAAGGUGGCAUUGCCAAUCGUAGCAAUGGCAACAUCUCCACCAUUCUUGGUUUUACUUUGGGCGCAUUUCGCGAACAUGUGGGGAAUUUACUUCCUUUCCACAAACGGUCCAAAAUACACCCUGGAAAUCCUGGGCCUGGACAUGAAAUCCGGAGGAUUCCUCACGGGGUUGCCUUACAUCGCUAGAUUGGGCGCUGGCGCUCUGUUUGCAGCUGCUGGAGAUGCGAUAAGAAAGCGCAAUAUUUUGUCAGUCAUCUGGAUCCGUAAAUCGUUCAUGAUUUUCUCUCACGUUGGUCCAGGUGUCGCGUUACUUAUUAUGACUUACGUUGAGUGCGAUGCCGUCGCUGCAAUGUCCAUGAUGAUCCUAGCCCUGGCUUUGAAUGGAGCUGCUUGUCAGACCAGCUUGCAAAAUCACCAAGAUCUUGCGCCAAAUUUCGCUGGAUCACUCUACGGAAUUAUGAACGUUUUUGGAAGUGUUCCUGGGUUCGUUAUUCCUGCUGUUGUUGGUGCGUUGACUAAUCAUCGCAAUGGUAUUGAAGAGUGGCGCUGGAUGUUCUGGAUUUCUGCUGUUGUAUUCUUCUCCGCUACUGUAUUAUUUUGGAUCCUUGGAUCUGCUAGUAUCCAGCCCUGGAAUGAUUACAAUAAAAGUAUUGUCACUGCUAAUAUUGGUGAGGAAGAAAAUAAAAUUAAUGAAGUUAAUGGCAAAGAAGUUGCUGUUCAAAGCGAAGAUGAAGAAAAUGAACGGUUGUAA
Molecule: messenger RNA, 1395 nt
Organism: Cotesia congregata
Lineage: Eukaryota; Metazoa; Arthropoda; Insecta; Hymenoptera; Braconidae
Source: the annotation of a GenBank genome assembly